AUGGAUGACACAGCGACCUAUGGCUCACCUAGCAACGGUGCUUCUCCCGACAGCAACCCGAUCCUCGCGCAGCCUCCUCUACGACCCGAUUCAGGCGCAGGCGAUAGUGAAGAUGUCCAAAUGUCCGAGGGGUUGGCUACCGAGUCAAACAUCAAACAGGAUAGCACAACUCCUGCGCCAGCUCGUGGCGACGAAGAGAUGAACGAUGCGCCCGCUGACGAGGCCGAGGCCAAAGCCAAGGAGGAUGGAACCACUGGUACAGAUGGCCAGGAAUCCAAGUCAAAGGAAGUUGUUGAGUCGGCUGCUCGCGAGCAUCUUAUGACGCAAACCCACGCGAUCGUUCUCCCAAGCUACAGCACUUGGUUCGACAUGAACGCCAUCCACGAUAUCGAGCGCAAGGCCAUGGCGGAGUUCUUCAACAACCGAAAUCGAAGCAAGACGCCUGCUGUUUACAAGGACUACCGCGAUUUUAUGAUCAACACAUAUCGCCUCAACCCCGUUGAAUACUUGACUGUGACAGCCUGUCGCAGGAACUUGGCUGGUGACGUGUGCGCAAUCAUGCGCGUCCACGCCUUUUUGGAGCAAUGGGGAUUGAUCAACUAUCAGGUCGAUGCCGACCAACGUCCCUCGCAUGUUGGACCACCUUUCACUGGCCACUUCAAAAUCAUUUGCGACACUCCCCGAGGUCUCCAGGCAUGGCAGCCCUCUGCUGACCCAGUCGUCUUAGAGGGCAAGAAGAACCAAGAUACGGACCAGAAGGCUACUGCAGCUACCCCUGCCAAAGGAGAGCAAAACCUCGAGAUUGGACGAAACAUCUAUGAAGCCAACGCCAAGAGCACCCUUAUCAGCAAGACCGAGGGCAAACCCAACGGCGAAACACCAGCUACCAAUGGCAUGCCCGGUGCGGAUGAUGCCACUAAGACCCCUAUCGCCAAGGUUCAUUGCCAUCAGUGUGGCAACGACUGCACUCGGAUAUACUAUCACAGCAACCACACAGAUGCCAACCCCAAGGCCAAGUACGACCUCUGUCCUAACUGCUUUACUGAGGGCCGUCUGCCUGCCAACCAUAACAGCAACAUGUAUGUGAAGAUGGAAAACCCCACUUAUACGUCCACCCUCGAUCGCGACGCUCCUUGGACAGAUGCCGAGAUCCUGCGACUCCUCGAAGGACUUGAACGAUUCGAUGAUGACUGGGGUGAGAUCGCAGAGCAUGUUGGCACCCGCACACGAGAGGAGUGUGUUCUCCAGUUCCUGCAACUAGACAUUGAGGAAAAGUAUCUGGACUCGGAAGCUCCCAUCAAUGCACCUACCGGGUUGUCUAUGCUCGGUCCUCAACAGGGGCAGCUCCCCUUCAGCCAAGUUGACAACCCAGUCAUGUCGGUUGUUGGAUUCCUUGCUAGCCUGGCAGACCCAGCUAGUACAGCGGCUGCUGCAAACAAAUCUGCUGAGGAGCUCAAACGCAAGCUUCGCAAGCAACUGGACGGUGAUAAGGGCGAUGAUGAAUCCCAGGCCAACGGGGACGGCAAGUCAAAGAAUGACUCGAUGGAUAUUGACCUCCGACAAGAAACCACGACAACGACUACUACAACAACCACAACAAAGACCAGUGCACUUGCAUCCAUUCCGUUAGCCUCGAUAGGUGCACGCGCUGCAGGAUUCGCAUCUCACGAGGAGCGAGAAAUGACACGCCUGGUGUCUGCUGCCUCUAACGUCACACUACAAAAGCUCGAGUUGAAGCUUAAGUACUUUGACGAGAUGGAGGCAGUCUUGCGCGCGGAGCGACGAGAACUCGAACGUGCUAGACAGCAGCUGUUCUUGGAUCGAUUGACUUUCCGACGAAGAGUUCGGGAAGUACAGGAGGGCCUUAAGGCUGCCGCUGCUGUCGGGGGCGAACAAGGCGUACGACUUGCCCAGGAGGCUAUGAACGAUGGCGAUCGGUUAAGUUUCCAGGCUGCCCCUGGCGCGCAAGCUGUUCCCCCGCCUAGUAGCGAUGGUCAGAUCAAGAGCUACGAAGCUUGA
Messenger RNA from Fusarium sp. VM40, 2019 nucleotides. The record is from the annotation of a GenBank genome assembly. NCBI's taxonomy places the organism in Eukaryota, Fungi, Ascomycota, Sordariomycetes, Hypocreales, Nectriaceae.